CAAACUCUGUCCCUCACUCUCUGAUCCCGAAUGCAGGCUAGGACUCAUUCCCCUCCAGACCUGGUUGGUGUGGGAAGUUCCAGAGGUGUGGAGAUGGAGAAAGAAGGCAACCCACUUCUAGCCAAACCUUCUGGCCCCAAAGUAAGAAUCAUGAUGAUGGAAGAACAGAAAGCGGCUGUUUUCAUCCAAGCCUGGUGGCGGGGCACCCUGGUGCGCAGGACUCUGCUGCACACGGCUCUCAGAGCGUGGAUCAUUCAACGCUGGUGGAAACAGAAGCUGGUGAAGCUGCAGGAGAAGAGGCGGCGGACGUCUCUAGAAUGCUACGCGCGGCAAGAAUGGGCAGCUGUCAAGCUACAAUCCUGGUUCCGCAUGUGGUGCAUCCGCCUUCGUUACUGCCGUUUGCUCCACGCUGUCCGCAUCAUUCAGGUCUAUUGGCGCUGGCAUAGCUGCCAUACCCGUGGCUUUAUUCAGGGCCGUUACGACCUCAAAGAAAACCAACUGAAUCUUCAACUUGAAAUCUCUUUGGGCUCGCAAGCUUGUAGUGUACAACAGUACAUACCCCUUCCAAUACAGGAAUGA
Globicephala melas (long-finned pilot whale) is the source of this 579-nucleotide messenger RNA. Its product is annotated as IQ domain-containing protein F5-like. Gene Ontology annotation, molecular function: calmodulin binding. NCBI's taxonomy places the organism in Eukaryota, Metazoa, Chordata, Mammalia, Artiodactyla, Delphinidae. The record is from RefSeq and is a predicted model, not a curated record.